Molecule: messenger RNA, 2001 nt
Organism: Aedes albopictus (Asian tiger mosquito)
Lineage: Eukaryota; Metazoa; Arthropoda; Insecta; Diptera; Culicidae
Exons: 1
Coding region: 1-2001 (666 amino acids)
Biological process (GO): DNA integration
Molecular function (GO): nucleic acid binding
Source: RefSeq, a predicted model, not a curated record
AUGGCUAAGUCCAAGGUAGCUCCAUUGGAAGACUUGAGCAAAAAGAAGAAAAGGCAGUCGAUACCCCGAUUGGAGUUGUCUUCAGCCCUGCUAUUGGCGCACUUGUACGAGACAGUAGCAGAAAGUAUUCAGAUCCCAGCGAAGACGUUCUUCUGGACCGACUCGACUAUCGUGAAGUGUUGGCUUUGUUCCCAUCCGUCCAGAUGGCAAGCGUUCGUCUCCAACAGAGUGUCAGAGAUUCAGCAUAUCACUCGAGAAGGCGUUUGGAACCACGUGCCUGGCGUCGAGAACCCGGCAGAUGUAAUAUCUCGAGGUGUAACACCGCUGCAGCUUGCCGAAUGUUCAAUCUGGUGGAAUGGACCGACCUGGCUCCAAGAAGACCCGAGUGCUUGGCCGAAGAUGAGUAGCAGUUCAGAACAACAGUAUGAUUCAGUAACGUUGGAGGAAAAACCGCUAGUGACAGCAGCGCUGCAGAUGCUACCGCCCAGUGAGAUCUUCACCCGCUAUUCGUCUUUGAUGAAGCUAGUUCGAUCAACUGCCUGGACACUUCGUUUUGCCAACAACUGCAGAACUGGAAAUCGAGCCUGCAGACGAAGUGGAGUCCUGAACGCGAAAGAACACGAAGAAGCUCUGAUCGCAUUAGUGAAGCUGGCGCAGUCGGAGUGUUUCCCAGUGGAAUUGGCAGAUCUAGCAGCGAAGGGGCAAGUGAAACCCAGUUCGAGAUUGCAUACGAAGGAUCCGUGUCUGCGAGAUGGAUUAAUACGUGUUGGCGGAAGACUUCGCCAUGCUCCAGUGUCGUUCAGCAGAAAGCAUCCGAUUAUGCUGGAGAGUAAUCAUCCACUGACAAAGCUGAUAAUGGUUGACUACCAUCACAGACUGCUCCACGGAGGAGCGCAGCUGAUGCUAUCCUGUAUGAAGGAGAAAUUCUGGCCGCUAUCAGGAAGGAACCUAGCACGGAAGGUAAUGCACGAAUGCGUAACCUGCUUCAGAGCUCGUCCACGAGCCCACGAACAGUUGAUGGGAGACCUGCCCAUGGAACGAGUGACUCCUGCUCCAGUUUUCCUUCGCGUCGAAGUCGACUACUGUGGUCCAUUCAAUGUUCGUCAAGCGUCUCGUAAGGCAGCAAAAAUCAAAUGCUACCUGUGCGUGUUCGUCUGCCUGGUAGUGAAGGCGGUUCACAUAGAGAUGGUAGCAGAUCUCACUACGGAGGCGUUCAUGGCGGCACUGAGACGAUUCGUGUCGCGGCGUGGGAAGCCAGAAGUGAUCUUCUGUGAUAAUGCUACGAACUUCGUAGGAGCGCGUCGAGAAAUCAGCGAAUUGCAAAGGUUAUUCCGAGCAGAACAGUUCCAAAACGCAGUUGUGACGGAAGCAGCCAGCAACUCGAUUGAGUUCAAGUUCAUUCCCGCCAAAUCGCCGAACUUCUGCGGAUUAUGGGAAGCGGCCGUGAAGUCCCUGAAAGGCCACAUGCGCAGAGUGAUAGGGAACACCGUACUCCGUCCGGAUGAAAUGUUAACUGUUGUGACGCAGAUCGAAGCCUGUCUGAAUUCGAGACCGAUCACUCCAAUUAGCAACGACCAUCGAGACCUGGAAGCAUUGACCCCCGGACACUUUUUGGUGCAGCGUCCGCUAACAGCGAUUCCGGAACCGAGUCUGGAGGACAUCCCGGAGAAUCGACUGAGCAGAUGGCGCUUGGUUCAGCGUUACAGUCAGAUGCUUUGGAAGCGAUGGUCUACGGACUAUUUGUCAGAUCUCCACAACCGUAACAAGUGGACGCGAAGAAGGGAUAAUCUGCAUAUCGGAACAAUGGUGUUACUGAAGGAAGAUAAGCUACCGCCGCUGCAGUGGCAGCUUGGACGCGUGAUAGAGAUUCACCCAGGAGCAGAUGGUAUCAUCAGGGUGGUUACCGUUCGCACGCAGCAAGGAUCAUUCCGUCGAGGAAUCCAGAAGAUAUGUAUUCUUCCGAUUCAGCACAACCAACCGCAGGUCGAGGAAGCACAUUAG